AUGGAAAAUAGAUACAUAAAUUUAAAAGAAGAAUUUAGAAUAAGAUACCAACAACAACAACAACAACAUUUACAUUCAACCCAGACAACAAAUUUAAAAAAUGAUUAUAUAAGAAGAUAUGCAGAUUUAUAUAACGAGAUUUACCGACCACUUAAAGAACAGGAUUGCCCAUUAGGAGUGGAUGCCGAAACACAAAAAAGGGAAAUUAUAGACCAAGCUAGAAAUGCUGUGUACAGAUUAUAUUGUCGCUUUAGAGAUGGUACAAUAUCAAGAGAGGACAUGAUGGAAUGCAUACAGUUAAUUAGGGGUUCAGCCAAUACAACAACUGAACUCGAGUAUUUUGAAUCAAGACCUCAACCUGGAUCAAUUGCUGUAAAUUCAAAGUAUAAUGAUCCAGAAUAUAUUAGAGAUAAAUGGAUUCCAAAAUUAAUCAAAAAAAGAGAUGAAUUAAAUCAACAAUAUCCUGGUAUAUUUGGUAAUUGGUAUAUUAAUAUUGAUGAUCAAUAA
Messenger RNA from Cavenderia fasciculata, 507 nucleotides. RefSeq lists its product as uncharacterized. Bases 1 to 507 code for a protein of 168 amino acids. The transcript has a single exon. NCBI's taxonomy places the organism in Eukaryota, Evosea, Eumycetozoa, Acytosteliales, Cavenderiaceae. The record is from RefSeq and is a predicted model, not a curated record.